AACGGCUUUUAUAAAAUUUUGCGUGUAGAGAGUCGCAAGUGUGGGUGUAUGUUUUUUAAAGGUGUCUGUCAGUGUCUGUAAAUGAUACGUAAUAUAAUAAUAAGUUAUAUUUGUACCUGCGAUACACUAGAGUAAAAAGAAACAAAAAUGCAGUCUACGAUGGAACAGCUCCGUCCUGAACAGCUUGUAGGGCUUGUGGCACGUUCUGCGGAAGGGACAGCAGCCAAAGGAAUGGCAAUAAAAGGCCAUGAAGAUCUAUGGGUAGAAAUCCAAGCAAAUACGUUCAGAAAUUGGGUGAACGAACAUCUGAGACAUCAUCCAAGUACAGCAGGUAGCAACGGAGCAGUUGUUGAUCUAGCCGAAGAUUUUAGAGAUGGAACACGUCUCUGUGCCCUGGUUGAAAUUCUCACUAACAGGCGACUUCCUCGUUGGAACUCUCGUCCAGCAAAUCAACAUCAUCAUCUUGAAAAUGUCUCCACAGCUUUACAGGCCAUAGAAGCUGAUGGCGUGAGGCUUGUGAAUAUAGGGAACGUCGAUAUUGUGAAUGGUACCUUGAAACUAAUUCUCGGUCUUAUAUGGUCGCUCAUCGUAAGGUACCAAAUUGGAAAAUCUAAGUUUCCUCCAAGGAAACUUAUGCUGGCUUGGCUCAAGGCUGUAUUACCAGAAUGCAGAGUCAACAAUUUCACUACCGAUUGGAAUUCUGGAGUAUAUCUUAGUGCGUUAUUGGAUUAUUGCAAGCCAGGAUUGUUCCCCCAUUGGCGUCAGCUUGAUCCCAAUGAUAAUGUUUACAAUUGCCGCAAAGCAAUGGAGAUAUCAAAGCGUGAAUUUGAUAUUCCAAUGGUACUGGAACCGGAAUAUUUGGCAUCCCCUUACUUGGAUGAGCUUUCUGGAAUGACGUAUUUAUCGUACUUUAUGAAGGAAGGUUCUCCAGGUUUUCACGCCACCCUCAGAUGGGUGAAUUCUCAACUGCCACAUGCUCCCGUCAGGAAUUUUACGACCGAUUGGAACGACGGCAGAGCACUUUGCAGCAUCGUGAGAAAUUUGGGAGGUCCUGUACCUACCUACGACAGGCUGGAUAUUGACCCAAAAACCUGGGAACACAACUUGCAGCAAGGCAUAGAAGGUGGUAAAAAGAUCGGCGUGGAGCCUAUAUUGAAGGCUAAGGACAUGGCGGACCAGAAUGUUGAACACUUGGGAGUAAUGGCUUAUGCUGCAUACUUUCAAUGGAUAAAACCACGCCCCCAGGCAAGCGAGCAAAUAGCUAUUCAUGUUGACAGUACCUCAGCAAGAGUACAACAUCCGGCGCACUUUAGACUGGAACUUCUCUCAAAGGAUGUAAACCUCCGCGAAGUACGUAGUGAAGUUAUCAGUCCCAGUGGACGUCUGGAAUGCAGACUAACGUGGAAUGGUAUUCAUGGUAAAGGGACGUUUAUUCCUACUGAAGUUGGCAUGCACAAGUUGAUGAUUUACAACGAUGGCGAACUUGUCAACGGAUGUCCGUAUCACUUCAGAGUACUACCUCCGCUAACAAAAAUUAAAUCACCGGGAAUGGAUCCCUGCGCUAUUGGCUCCAUUGUGGAAGUCCUAGUGAACAGUUACGGUACCAGUCAUGACGGUAUUGACGUAACUGCCUGGUCCCCAACCAGUCGAGCAUUGCCUUGCCCUGUGAAAGAAAAGGAUGGCGUUCACACCGCAACAUUCCAACCAGAUGAAACUGGUGAAUGGAGUAUUGCCAUUACCCACAAAGGAAAUCAUAUUCAAGGCGGUCCGUUUACGUGUUUCGUUUUCGAUCCGAACGGAGUCAAGCUGCUAGACAUGGAUGGUGCCAUGCCAGGCCAGCCUUUUUCCUUCAUUAUUGAUGCUCGAGGAACGGGUGGACUUGGGGACGUGAUUAUCGAUAUAGUCCAUGACAAACAUUCAGUUCCAUACCGGAUUGAGGACAUCGGUCCGAUGCAAUAUCGUGUGUCUUUUCUCCCGAGGGAUGCAGGAAAGUACCGCGUAUACGUGUACUUCAACGGUUCAGAUGUACGAGGCUCCCCAUUCUCUCUGAGAGUGGGUACUCAAAGGGGAUCUAGGCGAUCUAAGGAUUCGAAUUCAAGCCUGGAGAGAACGAAAAUGUCUUCAUUAGAAAGGAGAAUAAAUGGAACUCUGUUAUCUAACGAGCGAUCCAGUCCUGUACAAAAGAGUUACUCCCCUAGCUACAAAAGUUCAAGUCCGACACAAGGCUUUCGUGACUCGCAUAUCGUGAAAACUGACGUUGUUAUCCAGUCACCAGUUCAUUCAAAUCUAAACAAUUCGUCGAUGCACAAGACUUCCUCGAAUUUGAUAAAGGAGAGUAGUAGCAGCUCGCUCUACCAAACCACGAGCUCGACAAACCGCGCUCGCUCUCCAAAUCCAAGUCCGAAUUCUACAUUAAGGAAUUUGCACAGCCCUUCAUUGAUUAAGGAAGCCAAAGAGAUAUAUUCCAUGACUUCUGCCACCACUAAUUCCCGCUCAUCGAACAUUCAUUUGCCAAGUCCAAGUUUUGGAAAAGAGACAAAGGAGACUUCAUACUCGUUCAAUUCGUCAAAUCGUGCCGGAUCUCGAUCACCAAAUUCUAGUCCCAGCAAUACCACAAUGCGAAAUCUGCACAGUCCUUCAGUUAUCAAAGAAUCUAAGGAGGUAUAUCAGUCGAAUUCGUUGAACCGUUCUAGAUCUCCAAAUGUCAGUCCAAUGGCGUUUAGAAACUCUAAUCAGAGUCCCGUCAACCGAAAUUUUAGCCCAAGGAAUGACAGAGAAAAUUACGGGAAUCGUCGAGACUCAACGGACAAUGGAGUUGUAGAUACUACGAGCAAUGUUCGAGUGUCUUCGAUGAUCGGUGGUUCUUCACGCAGGGAUUCAUGGGAUGCGAUAGCCAAGACAAAAUCUCUCCUCUCAUACGGCAGUUUGGAAUCAUUGGCAAAUUUGGCGAAUAAUUCAUCGGCCAAUGAGCACACAGUGAUGACAAACUCGAGCUCUGCGAACAACAAUAAUAAUAAUUAUAAGAGCACGAAUUACGGUACAACGAACAUGUCGCAGAGUCAGGAAAUAUCUAACCACACAACCCUGCAGAAUGUUCAGAGCACCUCCGAUUACUCGUCAGCUCUCAGGUACAAUGGAAAUCAAAAUGGAAGCCCGAGAACACAUGGAAUUUUGAAAAAUAAAGACCAUAACAGCUAUAAAGGCAUUGAUACGACGGAUGCAACACAUUCAAGGUUCUUAGGUAAUAGUAGCUCGGCUUUCAGACCGACCAUAAAGGAUCAUAAACUCGUCACUGGUGACGCUUUGGAAAUUUUGCCAAUCCAUAGACCAAUUUCUUUCACUCUGGACUCGAGCAUCGAUGCCAAUAAAGCAACAGUUCGUGUCACUGGUCCUCGCGGUAAAGAAUUAUCUGUGCAAAAAUCGACUCUUCGUGGUCAGAUUUACACCGUCAUAGCCGAAGAGGUAGGCGAACACAUAAUCGAGGUUCUUGUGAACGGUCAGCAUGUUGGAGGAUCUCCUUUUAGAUCUCAAGCUUACAAUGCGAGAGCUAUUCAAGUGGGGAAUAUUCCAAAUGGUGUUAUUGAUCAGCCAGUCGAAUUCGAAAUCGAUGGUGCGACCGCUGGUUCAGGAAAUCUUGAAAUACUCGUCAACGGGGGCCAUGUCACUAGUUUUGUGAGAGCGCUUGGUAACCAGAGAUUUUUGGCUUCAUUUGUGCCUCAUGAAGCAGUAACGCAUUUGGUAGAGAUGACAUUCAAUGGGGAAACGGUACCUGGUUCGCCGUGGCGAGUAGGCAUUAUGUCUGGUCCAAAAAUGUCAGUUGUCGGGGACUCUGUGAGACUUGUCCCAGCAGGUACCCCUGCGCUUUUUGAAUUGUCGGCCCUUGGUUUUACAAGCAAUGAAAUAGAUGUGCAGAUUAUAACUCCGUCGAAAAGACAAAUUGCUGCACACAUAGACGAGGAACCAGGUCGCGCAGGGGAAUUUCGUGUAGAAUUCACACCCAGUGAAGUUGGAAGCCAUUUAGUAGAAGUGAGCAUCGCGGGACAAAAGCUACCGGCUGGACCACUUGUUGCCAAAGUCUACAACAGCAGACUUAUUCAAGUUACUGACGUACCAAGUGCCGUUGUUGGACAUGCCUGCCAAUUCCGAGUCGACGCCAGUGCCGCUGGAGAAGGUCAAUUAGAGAUUUCAAUAAAUGAGGGAGAAGUACCAAAUCAUGUUCAAGUUGUUGGAGGUGGUCGUUGCCUCGUUUCUUUUACGCCUGAUGUAGCAAAGCCACAUUAUAUCGACAUCAAAUUCAAUGGAGAGACUGUUGCUGGUUGUCCAUUUGUUUGCAAUGUUUCUGAUACGAGCAGAGUCACAUUGAGUCUUGCUCAUUUGGAACUGAUAGCUGUGGAUCAACCAGCCUCUUUUCACAUGGCCGUUGAUGGCAGUGGAAGUGCAGAACUCGCUGUUUCUGUAAGAGGACCACACAUCGAACUUCCGGUCAAAGUAACAGGCAAUAUGCACAGCGGUUUUACAGCAGAAUUUGUACCACAAGAUGUCGGUGUACAUUCCAUAAGUGUGGAGUAUAAUGGUCACCCUGUUAAUGGAACACCAUUUUUAGCAAAAGCAUUUAAUGCUGAUAAAGUAUUAGUCGGGCCUGUUGCCAGAGGAAGUGUAGGUCAACCUACCCAUUUUACCGUCGAUGCUAGUCAGGCUGGCGAAGGAAAUCUUGAAAUAACGAUAUCGGCACGUGGUCACAACAUCCCCACUCAAGUAACUCCGCAAGGAAAUGCUCGAUUCUCUGUCAGUUUUGUUCCAUUCGAGGCGUGCGAGCAUGUCAUUAGUAUCGCAUUCAAUAAGAAGACAGUACCUGGAUGUCCAAUAUUAACCAGAGUUGGUGGGGAUAGUAAUGUGACUGUAAGUGGACAGGCAUUGAGCAGUGCUGGUUUAGGAAGGCAGAGCUAUCUUACCGUCAGUAACGUUGCCGGUAGCUUGGAAGACCUUGAAGUUAACGUUGAAGGGCCCAAUGGACAGGCUGUCCCGGCUCAGGUCACUGACAACAAAGACACAACAUGCAGCGUCGCUUUUACACCAAGAGUUGUUGGAGAACACAGAAUAUCCGUGAAUCAUCGCAAUGUCCCCGUCACUGGCAGCCCAUUCAGCUGUAAAGUCUACGAUAUCGCCGCCAUUAAAGUCAAAGAUUCUAGCCGAGGAGUUAUAGGGAAACCAGCUACAUUUUUAGUUGAAACGAGUCAAGCAGGACCAGGGAAUUUGGAAGUUACUGUCAACGGUGGAAGGGUUCCCACUUCUGCACAAGCCCAGGGACCUCAUACUUAUGCUAUAUCGUUCACUCCUCGAGAACCAAUUGUCCACACUGUUGAUCUUCGAUUUAACGGGGAAGAUGUUCCUGGCAGUCCAUUUAGUUGCCAGGUCAGUGACACCGCUAAGGUUUUGAUAACUGAAGGACUAGAAAAGGUCGCAGUUAAUCGAUUGGCAACAUUUACCAUCGAAGCAGAUAGUUCCCUGGGGUUACCGACUCUCGAAGUAUUGUCACCAACUAGGGAGAGUCUUCCAGUACAAAUAAAACCUACUGGAACUGGUUCCUACAAUGCUGGGUUCACUCCAACAGACGUUGGAGAUCAUAGUGUGGAAGUGAAACUUGAUGGGUCGCACGUUGAAGGAAGUCCUUUUCUUGUCAAAGCUUAUAAUGCGGACAAAGUUAAAGUCACAGAUAUAAAUAACGGGGUUGUUGGAAAACCUGUGUUUUUUAGUAUAAAUGCAAGUCAAGCAGGAGCUGGUAAUCUGGAAAUUAUAGUAGCAGUGAAUGGAAAAAAUGUACCGAAUUACGUGCAGAGUGAAGGGAAUGCUAAGUUUAGGGUCAAUUUUAAACCACAAGAAGCUGCGGUGCACAGUCUCAGUGUUCGUUUUAACGGAGAACCUGUUCCAGGAUCACCAUUCAAUUGUAAGGUGGUUGGUGCGGGUCAGGCGGUUAUUACUGGCCAUAAUUUGAAAAUGGCUGCUAUAAAACAGGUGACCUCUUUCACUGUUGAUCCGCAAGCUCAAUCUAUGAAUUGUGAUGUUAUCGUAACUCCACCAUCUGGAAUAGCCUUGCCAAUCACGAUUGAACCAGUUGAUGAAAAAUAUAACAUAAGUUUCAGUCCAACCGAAGUAGGGAGGCAUAAUAUCAGUAUACUUGUUGAUGGAGAACUCAUAAAAGGAUCGCCAUUUGCUUGCAAUAUCUAUGAUGUUACAAAAGUUCAUGUUUCUGGUCUUACGGAGGCACUGUUAGGACAAGCGACAACAUUUACCGUUGAUGCAGCAGAAGCUGGUGAAGGAACAUUGGAACUAGUCGUUAGUACGGAAAAUAACACCGUGAAAGCUGAGGUAGUAGCCUGUGCUAGAGGGCUUUACGAUGUGACUUUUGUUCCUCAAAUACCAAGUGCCCAUUACGUUAACAUCAGUUUCAAUGACGAUAACGUACCGGGAAGUCCAUUUAAAUGUCCAGUAAUCGGAGGAACUCCAGAAGGUCCUUCGGUGAUCAGAGUUGGUAAUACGGCAUACAUGGAUUUAGAUAUGCCUGGAUUAGAGGGCCCUAUAUCUGCAGAAGUCACAGGUCCUGAUGGCCUCAUUAUUCCUUCAACUUUGACAAAACUAUCUUCAACACUUUACCGAGUUGAAAUCAGGACUCGUUUCGUUGGAAUGUAUAAUGUGGCAUUCAGCGAAGGACACAAAGUUAUCAGCACACAGAGCCUGCAGGCCUUUGAUCCCAAUAAGGUUACCAUCAAAGAAAUAUCCGAUACUGUCUGCCAUCGUCCUGGAACUAUAGUUGUGGUCGCAUCUAAAGAAGCAGGGCCUGGAAAAUUAUCUGUGAGUGUACGUGCCGGAGGUGCUGACGUAGAUAGUUUAAUCAGAGAAGGAAACAACGGGCAUUAUGAAGUCGUAUUUCAUCCUACCCGCGCGGCACCUCAUAGAGUGCAUAUAAAAUACAACGACGUUCAUAUUCAAGGGAGUCCAUUGGAGGUGGCUGUAAGAGGGCCAACAGGUGGGCGGGAGGUGACCGCUACGGGAUUGGGUUUGUAUCAAUCUGCUGUUGGGAAAGUAACGUCUUUUACAAUCGAGACUCUCGGCCACCCGGGAAAGGAAUUUGACGUUGUUGUUAGCGGUCCACAAGGAAAUGCUGUACCUGUUCGAUGCUACCAGCAUAGAGACGGGAACUUACUCGCUGAAUUCACGACUAAUUCUGUCGGAACAUAUAAAAUUGACGUACUACAGGGUGCCAAGCCGGUGCUCGGCUCUCCGUAUUUUUGCCAAGCUUUUGAUGCUUCGAAAAUAAAACUGCAAGAUUUAGGACCAACCAUAGUCUCAGUCCACGAUCGUAUUGCAUUUAAACUGUUAAGAACUGAAGCUGGAAUGGCAGAGUUGGAUGUAACAGCUACGAGCCCACUUGGACAGGAGCUUCCACUACAAAUCACUUCGCUCAAUGAUGGAACUGAAUUAGUUGAAUUGACGCCUAGUGUUCCCGGAAAAUAUUUGGUCAAUAUAAGUUAUGGAGGAACGCCAGUUUCUGAAAGUCCGAUAGUGUACACAGUGGAAACUGCUGGGCAAGCUAGGGCAAAAGGAGAGGGAUUACUCAACGGUCAUGUGGGAAAAUCUGCACAUUUCGUUGUUACUGGUACAAGAAGUCCUCCAGCUGUCCAGGUCGAUGGCCCAGACAGCGUUUCAAAGGCGACUGUAGAGGCUGGGGCGAAUUCUGGUACUUGGAAUAUUUCUUAUGUGCCCACCGAAGUUGGAGUGUUUGAUAUCAGAGUGGUUUGUGCGGGACACCAGUUACCAGGUUCUCCAUGGCACCCAAAAAUCGUUGACACAAGAAAUCUCCGUGUCAUUGGUGGGUGGGCAGCCGUCUGCGACGAUGCCGGUAGACUGAAACUCAAUCCGUCAAGUAAAAUAAGCUUUGAUACAGCUGAAGCUGGGCCUGGCGAACUCAGCGGAAGCAUCGGAGAUUACCCUUUGAAUUUUGAAAUGACUUCUAGUAACAGACUGAAACUCGUUGCUCCUCAAAUUUCUGGUGGAGAGCACCGUAUGGAAAUUUUAUUCAACGGAGCACCUUUUCCCGGUGCUCCAAAGCUUGCCAUAACUCCAGAAAUUGAGCCAGCAGCGCCCGACACAAGCAGAGUAAUAUUAACGGGUCGAGGUUUAGCAACUGCAAAAUGUGGUGAGGAAGCCAGUUUUACAAUAGAUGGUUCGCAGGCAGGUAAUGGCACUCCGAAAGUUCAAUUGUUGUCUCCUACGAGCGAGAUCACGGUCGUACUACAGCAUUUGGGUGAUAGCGUUUAUCGAGCUAGCUACAUUCCUCUCACAUCAGAGUCUCUCCUGUUAACCGUACUCUGGAAUGGUAGACAAGUGAAGGGAUGUCCAUUACAGGUAAAUGUUGCAAGUGCUGCAGAUGCAAGCAGAGUAAUUUGCUCUGGGGACGGAUUAAAACAGGGAACGGUUGGUCAAGAAAUAAGAAGCUUCAUUGAUACGAGGAGAGCAGGACCAGGUGAAUUGACGGCGCAUUGCGUGGGGCCUCAUAAAGUUGCUUACUGCGAACUUUACGAUCAUGGUGAUGCUACUUUUACGCUCAAUGUUAAGCCCCAAGAAUCAGGUCGUCAUGCUCUGACCAUUAAAUAUGCUGGAGAACACGUACCUGGUUCACCAUUUACUCUCCGAGUUUCUGGCGCCCCUGAUGCUUCUAAGGUGAGAGUGUACGGUCCAGGAAUAGAACACGGUGUGCUAGCAACAUUCCAGUCUAGAUUUAUUUGCGACACACGUGGUGCUGGUGCCGGUCAACUUACCGUAAGAGUGCGUGGACCUAAAGGAGCUUUUAGAGUUGAAAUGCAACGUGAAAAUCAAAAGGAUCGCACAAUUUUGUGCCGAUACGAUCCCACUGAACCUGGAGAAUACAGAGUCGAAGUACGAUGGGCAGGGGUUCUUGUACCUGGCUCACCAUUUCCCGUCAGAAUUGUUGACACCCAAGACGAACUUUUGCUCCUUGCACAGAGCACGGAUACUUAUUCGACUGCAGGCCAUCAAACAAUCACUUCGUGGCGUGGAUCACAAGCUAUUCUUUAGUAUAACUACAAUUAGCAUUGUUAUUAUGAUAAUUUUUAAUUUUAUUAUUACACAUAAACUAAUAAUAUAUUUUAUUUCAUGUAAUAUUAAUAUAAUUUAUUAUGCAUA
This is a messenger RNA of Athalia rosae (coleseed sawfly), 9201 nucleotides long. It is a transcript of the gene jbug, whose product is annotated as filamin-A. The record is from RefSeq and is a predicted model, not a curated record. Gene Ontology annotation, biological process: actin cytoskeleton organization. Gene Ontology annotation, molecular function: actin filament binding. Bases 148 to 9093 code for a protein of 2981 amino acids. Lineage: Eukaryota; Metazoa; Arthropoda; Insecta; Hymenoptera; Athaliidae. The transcript is spliced from 41 exons.